Frankliniella occidentalis (western flower thrips) is the source of this 1272-nucleotide messenger RNA. RefSeq lists its product as uncharacterized. Bases 16 to 1272 code for a protein of 418 amino acids. The record is from RefSeq and is a predicted model, not a curated record. The transcript has 8 exons. NCBI's taxonomy places the organism in Eukaryota, Metazoa, Arthropoda, Insecta, Thysanoptera, Thripidae.
UUUAAUUUUUUCAGAAUGGCCGGCCUAUUUGUGUCCAAUUUCAAUCCCAUGUCUUUCCACGUAGAAGCAUUCAGGGAUUACGAGGGGUUGCUGGUACAUAUCGAGACUAAUGGAGGGCACGUAGACCCUAGCCCCACUGGCGAUCACACCAUCGAGGUCGGCGACGCUGAGCCUCGCUCAAUGAGCGACAAAAGGCAGCUCUAUUCGGCCAAAUUCAUUCCGGUGAGCGUGGCCGGCAACAAGUUGCUCAACCUCAACCAUUAUUUGUGUAAUUUAUCGAGCAACUACAAGAAGACAUUCGAUGCCAACGAAAUACUGAGGAGAGAGACGGCCUGGUCUCAAGUGGCACACUUGAAACACACUCAAAACCACGUGACGCAUGAAGAAACGGAGGACAUGGCUUUGCUGCGCUACGUAAUUGAAAACCACAAUUCAUUUGGUACUGGGCCUAGUAGGACUAAAUUUUACGCUGACAUGCACAAGAUAUUUAAAACACGGUCGGAGAAUGCGAUUAAACACCGCAUUGAGUCGGUAAUGCUGCCAAAUCUCAGGCUCUACAUGAUCCCAGAGGACAGUCGAAAAAUCCUCGAGGGCCUCAUAUCCAAGCAGAAGAAACCCAAUUUAGAAUUUGUAAACACUGAAACAAGGAGGAGGGUUAAUCCAAGGAGUGAUAAGGAAGAGGAAAUGGUACCACAGAUAGUGGUAGACGGACCGACAGAGGAGACAUCCAGAGAGACAGAGGGGGCAGCUCCAGCAGACACAGCAGAGGACUAUCUAAAGUACCACACAUUGCUGCUGGAGGCCACCAAAAGGGAGCAAGGGUGGAUAGAGGAGAGUAUGAACCAGCGAAGGAAGAUGAAGGAAAUGGAAGAGAAGAUGGAGGCUGUGGUGAGGGACAGAGAAGAUGUUAAGGAAGAAGUGGAAAGAUUGAGGAAGGAGAGAGACGAAUUGAGAAAGAAGAAUGGGAAUGAGGCAGAAGAGAGGUUCGAAAAGGAGAGAAAUGAGCUGAAGCAAGAGAUUUUAAGAAUCAAGACAAGCAGGAAUAGGGAAAAGGAUGCAGCACAAAAACAAAUUGAGGAAGGGCGCGCAACGGUAGAGCAAGUAGAGGAGCAAUUUGAGAUAUUCUUUGGUGUUUAUUUAAAAGUUUCUAUUGAUUUCAUAGUUUCCAAUAAUCAUAUUAAUAUUAAUCCAGUUAGUUCAGAUGAGCAAGUUCCUAUAUUGACACAGAUACUGGUAGUAACAUGUUUCACCUCCAAUGCUUACACUUUCUGA